UGCUGUCAAACUAGGAAAAAACGCCAAAACGGAAAAACUUGACAUCAAAUAACACACGCUCCGCUUUCGCACAAUUAUAUGGUGGGGUAAAAGAAAAAGUUUUCUGGCAAAUUGUGAUCGAAAACUUUACCUUACCUUUACCUUUACGAAGAAGCUUCUUCGGUGUGCAAAAUAGAACCAUGUCCGGAAGAAGGGUGCCAGCAAACGAGGAUCUAUCGAACGUGGAGUUCGAAACAAGCGAAGAUGUCGAGGUGUUGCCGACGUUCAACUCAAUGGGGCUUCGGGAAGAGCUUCUGCGGGGUAUUUACGCGUAUGGUUUCGAGAAACCUUCCGCCAUCCAGCAAAGAAGUAUUCAACCGAUCGUAAAGGGCCGGGAUGUCAUUGCACAAGCACAGUCGGGAACGGGCAAAACGGCCACGUUCUCCAUAUCCAUUUUGCAGUCCAUGGAUACCACACUGCGAGAAACGCAGGUUCUUUGUUUGUCCCCAACCCGUGAACUGGCUGUUCAGAUCCAGAAAGUUAUUCUGGCAUUAGGUGACUUCAUGAACGUACAGUGUCAUGCCUGUAUCGGUGGCACCAACUUGGGAGAAGACAUUCGUAAACUCGACUACGGUCAGCACGUAGUGAGCGGCACUCCGGGCCGUGUGUUCGACAUGAUCAAACGGCGUGUCCUACGUACGCGUUCCAUUAAGAUGCUGGUGCUGGAUGAAGCGGAUGAGAUGUUAAACAAAGGCUUCAAGGAACAGAUUUACGAUGUUUACCGAUACCUGCCGCCGGCCACGCAGGUAGUGCUGAUUUCUGCAACCCUGCCGCACGAAAUACUCGAAAUGACAUCCAAGUUCAUGACCGACCCGAUCCGUAUUCUGGUAAAGCGUGAUGAAUUGACACUGGAAGGCAUCAAGCAGUUCUUCGUGGCGGUCGAGCGUGAAGAAUGGAAGUUCGAUACACUGUGCGAUCUGUACGAUACGCUUACCAUCACCCAGGCCGUCAUUUUCUGCAAUACCCGACGCAAGGUGGAUUGGUUAACUGAGAAGAUGCGCGAGGCCAACUUCACCGUCAGUUCGAUGCACGGUGACAUGCCGCAGAAGGAGCGAGACGAAAUCAUGAAGGAGUUCCGAUCUGGCCAGAGCCGUGUGCUGAUCACGACCGACGUUUGGGCGCGCGGUAUCGAUGUGCAGCAGGUGUCGCUGGUCAUUAACUACGAUUUGCCGAACAACCGUGAGCUGUACAUUCAUCGCAUUGGUCGAUCAGGUCGCUUCGGUCGUAAGGGUGUGGCGAUAAACUUUGUCAAGUCGGAUGAUAUCAGAAUUUUGCGAGAUAUUGAACAGUACUACUCGACACAAAUCGAUGAAAUGCCUAUGAACGUGGCAGAUCUGAUUUAAGUAGGUUUGCUGCAAUAAGCAUAAGCAAUGCAGAAAUCUAACACAUUUGUACUAUUCAUCCGCUUUGCACAACUUUGUGGUGCAGCACUUAGAGAACGUAACCUUUUAAGCGUGUAAUCAUACAACUUCUAUGUUCUGAAAUUUAACAAUGGACUACAAAUAAAUGAAUCAUCUA
Anopheles moucheti is the source of this 1557-nucleotide messenger RNA. RefSeq names its product eukaryotic initiation factor 4A-III. Lineage: Eukaryota; Metazoa; Arthropoda; Insecta; Diptera; Culicidae. Gene Ontology annotation, cellular component: nucleolus; catalytic step 2 spliceosome. The record is from RefSeq and is a predicted model, not a curated record. The coding region runs from base 180 to 1382 and encodes 400 amino acids. Gene Ontology annotation, molecular function: mRNA binding; ATP binding; RNA helicase activity. The transcript is spliced from 2 exons.